Messenger RNA from Beta vulgaris subsp. vulgaris (sugar beet), 4959 nucleotides. RefSeq names its product DNA topoisomerase 2. The transcript is spliced from 19 exons. Gene Ontology annotation, cellular component: nucleus. Gene Ontology annotation, molecular function: ATP binding; DNA topoisomerase type II (double strand cut, ATP-hydrolyzing) activity; DNA binding. The record is from RefSeq and is a predicted model, not a curated record. NCBI's taxonomy places the organism in Eukaryota, Viridiplantae, Streptophyta, Magnoliopsida, Caryophyllales, Amaranthaceae. Gene Ontology annotation, biological process: DNA topological change; sister chromatid segregation; resolution of meiotic recombination intermediates. Bases 375 to 4781 code for a protein of 1468 amino acids.
CAUUCCUUGGUGAUAAAAAAAAGCCCUAAAAACCAAGCCCACAACUCCGUUGCCCAAGGUGAAACAAACCAACCCAAAACGACCUGUUUCGUUCCUCACAUCAACAAAACGAAACACUCCAAGUCAUCACAUUCACACCCCAGAUAGAAGAGAGAGAAAGAGAGAGCGUGUUUAAUAAGUAAGACUGUCAGCAAUUGUCAGGUGAAUUCAAACAAAGUUUCCAAAAUCCCGCUCACAAAAUUCAAAUUUCAAAUCCUACUUACCGUUACUCACAUCACUCCUUCUUCAUAAACCCUUCUUCUUCCUCCUUUCAUCGUUUUUUCAUUCUCCAUCUUUCAGACACCAUCUCUGUGUCUCUCUCUCUCUCCUCAGAAAUGCCUCCCAAAAAACAACCCCUUCAACCAUCCAUCACCACCAACAUACCUUCCGACAUGGUUCCCACCGCCGGAAAAACCAUCGAAGAAAUGUACCAGAAAAAAACCCAGCUAGAACACAUCCUUCUUCGUCCCGACACUUACGUUGGAUCCAUCGAAAAACACGAACAAACUCUCUGGGUUUACGACACUUCUGGUGAAAUGGUUAACAAAUCCGUCAGUUAUGUUCCUGGUCUUUACAAAAUCUUCGACGAAAUUCUUGUUAAUGCGGCUGAUAACAAGCAAAGAGAUCAUAAGAUGGAUCGAGUUGAAGUUGUUAUUAAUCAGGAGGAGAAUCUGAUUAGUGUUUAUAAUACUGGAGAUGGAAUUCCAGUUGAGAUUCAUAAGGAAGAAGGUGUGUUUGUUCCUGAAUUGAUUUUUGGACAUUUGUUGACUAGUAGUAAUUAUAAUGAUAAUGAGAAGAAAACUACUGGUGGAAGAAAUGGUUAUGGUGCUAAACUUACUAAUAUUUUCUCGACUGAGUUUAUUAUCGAAACUGCUGAUGGAAAGCGUCAAUUGAAGUAUAAGCAGGUGUUUCGCAACAACAUGUCUAACAAGGGAGAUCCUGUGACUCAGAAGUGUAAGGCUACUGAGAACUGGACUAAAGUAACCUUUCGGCCUGACUUGGCUAAGUUCAGUAUGACCCAUCUUGAAGAUGAUGUGGUUGCUUUGAUGAAGAAAAGAGUUGUCGACUUGGCCGGAUGUCUAGCUGCGUGUCCAGGGAAGAAAGUAAAAGUGUUUUUGAAUGGCAAAGAGAUUGAAGUGAAGUCAUUUCAUGAUUAUUCUCAGCUGUACCUGAAUUCUGCAAACAAUAAGAGAGAUAGCCCACUGCCCAGGAUUGAUAACAACUAUAAAGAAGAUUUGAAUCCAAGGUGGCAAAUCUCUGUUAGUCUUAGUGAAGGACAAUUCCAGCAGGUUAGCUUUGUUAACAACAUAAACACGAUCAAAGGUGGGACUCAUGUUGAUUACAUAACAAGCCAGAUUACCAAGUGUGUUAUUGAUGCUGCUAAGAAGAAGAAUAAAAACGCAAACCUCAAGCCACAUACCGUGAAGAACUACUUGUGGGUGUUUGUCAAUGCACUUAUUGACAACCCUGCGUUUGAUUCUCAGACCAAGGAAACUCUCACAACUCGUGCUAACAGUUUCGGGACUACAUGUGACCUCACAGACAAGUUCCUGAAGAGAGUGGUUGAAACUUCCGGUAUCGUGGAAAAUGUCCUUACAUGGGCAGAAUUUAAGCUGAAAAAGGAAUUCAAGAAAACUGAUGGUUCAAAGACUAGAAGGCUACUUGAUGUUCCGAAGCUAGAGGAUGCCAAUGAGGCUGGAGGUAGCAAGUCUCAUGAAUGCACCUUGAUCCUUACAGAAGGAGACUCGGCAAAAGCACUUGCAAUGUCUGGGCUUUCUGUGAUUGGCCGAAACUAUUAUGGUGUGUUUCCUCUGCGAGGCAAAAUGCUGAAUGUACGGGAAGCAAGUCCCAAGCAGAUCACAGAUAAUAUAGAAAUUAAUAAUCUCAAAAAGAUUCUUGGGCUCAAGCAGGGAGAGAAGUAUGACAAGGAAAACAGCAUCAAGUCAUUGCGAUAUGGGCAUCUAAUGAUUAUGGCUGAUCAGGAUCAUGAUGGUUCUCACAUCAAAGGGCUAAUUAUUAACUUCAUCCAUACAUUCUGGCCUUCAUUGCUGCGAAACCCUGAUUUCAUGCUUGAAUUCAUAACGCCUAUUGUGAAGGCAAUUCGUGGAAAUGGAAAGAACAAGGAGGUGAUAGCUUUCUAUACCAUGCCUGAGUAUGAAGAAUGGAUUAGAAACACAGGAAGUGAUCUUAAGAAGUGGACCAUCAAAUACUACAAGGGGUUGGGAACUAGUGAUGCCAAUGAAGGAAAGGAGUACUUCGCAAAUCUCGUGAGGCACAGAAAGAUUUUUGCCUGGGAGGAUGACAGCGAUGGCAGUGCAAUUGAGCUGGCAUUUAGUAAGAAGAGAAUUGAAGCCAGAAAGGAUUGGCUUCGAGAAGACGAGGUUGGGAAUUUCCUAGAUCAUAAAGAAGAAAAAAUUAAGUACAGCGAUUUUGUCCACAAGGAGCUGAAAUUGUUCUCCAGAGCAGACCUUCAAAGAUCAAUUCCAUCCAUGGUUGAUGGGCUGAAGCCGACACAGAGAAAAGUUCUUUUUGCUGCAUUCAAGAAGAACUUGGUCAAGGAGAUCAAAGUUGCUCAGUUCAGUGGUUAUGUAUCUGAGAAAUCAUCUUACCAUCAUGGUGAAGCGAGCAUUCAGAGUACCAUUGUUGGCAUGGCACAGACUUUCAUAGGUGCCAAUAACAUCAAUCUUCUCAUGCCUAAUGGACAGUUUGGUACACGUAACCUGGGAGGUAAGGAUGCUGCCAGUGCCAGAUACAUACACACAAGGCUUACAGAAAUCACAAGAUUCCUGUUUCCCAAGGAAGACGAUGUGUUGCUCACCUACUUGAAAGAAGACGGCUUGACCAUUGAACCUGUUUGGUACAUGCCGAUUAUACCAACAGUUCUUGUCAAUGGAUCUGAAGGAAUCGGAACAGGCUGGAGUACGUUUAUUCCCAAUUAUAACCCCAGAGACAUCAUUGCAAACAUCAGGCGUUUGCUGAAUGAUGAGCCGGUAGUGCCUAUGGAUCCAUGGUACAAUAGAUUCAAAGGAACGAUUGAAAAGACUGCAAGGAAAGAUAAUGGGGUCACUUACACAGUCACUGGAAUCAUCGAAGUAGUUGGAGAUGAAGAUGGUGAAGAUGUAACUCUCAGAAUCACUGAGUUGCCAAUUCGGAAGUGGACACAAGAUUACAAGGACUUUUUGACGUCACUUGCCAAGGAAGUGGAUAAGAAGGAACCAUUCAUUAAGGACUUGUGGGAUUACAGUACCAAUGACACAGUACAUUUUGAGUUUAUACUAAGUAGAACGAACUAUAACCUAGCCAAGCAGGAAGGUUUAUUGAAGAGGUUCAAGCUUACUAGUACUCUCAGCACUAGUAACAUGCACCUCUUUGAUGAAGACAAUAAGAUUGUUAAAUACGAUUGUCCUGAACAGAUUCUUGAGAAGUUUUAUCAUAUGCGGUUGGCAUAUUAUACUAAAAGAAAGGAAACAUUCUUGGAAAUAUAUCGAGCUGAGAUGGUCAAAUUGGAUAACCAAGUCAGGUUCAUCCUUGGAGUAGUUGAAGGAGAUAUUGUGGUGUGCAAGAGGAAAAAGGCAGAAAUUGUCAAUGAGUUGCGUGAGAAAGGAUUUAAUCCUAUGCCCAAGCAAAAACCUGUUGAGGCAGCUGUUGUAGGUGCUGAAGAUGAUGAAGAAACGGAAAGCACAGAGGGUCAGCAAGACACUCCUGAGAAUCCUGCAUCAACUGCACCGCAAUUGAGUGACUAUGAUUAUCUGCUUUCGAUGUCAAUUGGAAGCUUGACGAUUGAGAAAGUGAAAGAGCUCUGUGCCAACAGGGAUAAAGUCCUUGAACAAAUUGAGCAGCUGAAAAAAGAAACUGAGAGGUCCCUAUGGUGGAGGGAUCUUGAUGUUCUUCAGAAGGAACUUGACGAUAAGGACAAGAGAGAGGAAGAUGAGGCCAAUGAGUGUAUGACGAGAGUUGCAGCUUCUGCCCAAAAAGCUAAAAAGCCACGCAAGAAUAACAGGAAUGUGACCAAAGCCAAACCUGUCAGUGACACACUAAAUUCAUCCACUGUAAUGGAAACAGGACAUCCUCCGGAGCUAGUAAAGGGAAAAGGCAAGGCAGCCCCGAAGAAGGCUCCAGCUAAGAAGCAGGCAAAGCCACCCACUGUUGUGGAAGAUGAGGAAGAUGAUGACAUUCCUGAUCUAAGACAACGGCUUGCUGCCUAUCAGUUGGAUUCCUCUCCUGAAAAAGAAGCUGGAAUGGAAUUGGAUGCACCAAAACAUGCAGAUGCCAAAGUAGUCGAAGACAUCUCAGAUGAUGAUGGCAACUUUGAGCCUGAAUUUGCAGAACCUGUGAAGAAAGGAAGGGGUAGAGCUGCUGCAGGAACAAAGAAAAGAGGGGCAGCCAGUAAGACAUCACAGGCAGGACAAAAGCUGAUAACUGAUAGCUUCAAAGCUUCAGAUACAACAGACACAUCACCUGAGGCGAAGGUAAGGAGGAUGAGGCCUUCUCCUUUCCAUAAGAAAAGUGGGUCUGUUUUGAACAGAAUGGAAGAAGUAGAGCCUAAUUCUGAAGACAACAAUAAAGAGAAUUCUUUGGAUACCAUUAAUGAAGUUAUGCCGUCAAGACCUAGACCACAACGGGGGAACAGGAAACCGAUAACAUACGUUCUGAGCGACAGUGAUGAGUCUCAGCAGCCAUCUGACAGUGAUGAGUCUCAGCAGCCAUCAUCUGACAAUGAUGAAGAUUCCGAAUUUGAAUAGGCAAUGCAAAUAUAGGAAAAUAUGCUAGUUUUCCAGCUUGUAGUCAAUCAAAUGCUGUUGUGGAAUUAAGUACUUUUUGGUGCUUAUGAAAUGUUGUAAAACAAUAUUUCAGAAAAUUCAUUAGUUGUCUCAAUAAAAAGCUUCGCAAAAACUGAAGAUGAAUUUCACAAGUUUUUAA